AUGUUAUUAAGAAAGGCGGAUGCUUUAUCAAUUUUAACUUUAUUAAUUUAUUUAAUUUUUCUAUUGUAUCGAUUAGUAAUCACAAAAGUAUAGUUAUUCUUGUAGCAAAAUACCUUUAAUAUAUCCAAUCAGUCCUUUUUAAUUUAUAUUGCUUAAACAUUCAAUCUAGUCUAAAUAGGACUUUUUAGUUUUAAUACCUAAAUGGAUGGAAUAAUGACUUUUUAUUUGAUCAUUUUUGGCCUUCUAAUCAAUAUAUCUAUUCUAUCUAAUACAUUAAUUUAUCACCCUUAUUUAAAUAAAAAUAUUUUCCUUAUUGUAUUUGCAAUAAAUUUCAAUUCUAUUGUCUAUAAUCUUUUUUAUUUAAUCCAUUUAGAGAGUGCAUUAGAAAUAGAAUAUAUUGAACUACUAUUCAUAUUUUUCAUGCCAUUAAGUUUUAAAAUAGCUACUUAUUAUUAUUCAAAAAAGUUAUUACUUACAAUAGAGUAAUAAUCAAAUCCUUCUUAAAUUUUAAAUUUGAUUUUAGAACUGAAAUCAAAAUUUGUUUAUUCAAAGCAACGUAUUUUGACAGAAUCAAUAGUGAGUAAAGGCAUAAGAAAAAUUGAUAUAGAACCAUAGAGGCUUACAGUGUUAAAUUAAGAAGACUUUUAUGACUUUUAUCUUAGAUUGAGUUUAAAGCACUAAGAGGUAAAUCGUUCAAAUUUGACUUUAGUUGGUUCAAGAGGAUUUCAUCUCUCAUUUAUCCCUUCUUUUGAAAUUAGGAUUCUACUUUUAGGCUUUCUUAUACAUUUCUAAAUGGGAGAACAAAAAAGGAUAAUCAGUAUUGAAUAAAAUAAAAUUUUUAAUUUGUGCUAGAAAAUGUAGAUAGAAACUUAAUUAUCAUAUGAUGUAAAAGAAUAAUUUUGAUACAAAUAAAGACUUUGAAUUGAAUAUAAAAAAGUUCAUGGAUAUAGAAUAAAAAAAUUUAGAAUUAUGUAAAAGAAUCAUCAGUUUAUGUUAGAAAAAAAUUUUUUUUUUUAAGGAAUUUGAUUAUGAUCAAAUUGAUAAGUUGUAUGAGAACUCUAAUAUUUUAGUAUUGGAAUUAGAUAAAUUAAAAGAAUUUGUUUAAAAUCUAUAUAGAGAAUAUCCAAGUAAUAGAAUGUAAAAUAUAUUGGCUUUUAUUUAUGCUGAAUUACUUAAUGAUUAUUUAUCAGCAAUGAAAAUUUUUAGUUAAACUGCUCUAUAAGAAGAUAAAGUUUAUAAAAAUGUUUCAAAUCUAAAAAUUGAUCUUUAUUCAACUAAAACAACAUAUUUAAUGAUAAAUUUGGACAAUAUGUAAAUAAUUAGAAAUUCAAGUAAUGCAUAUGAUUUCUUUUAAGUUGAUUAAUUGAUAUUAGAUGAUUUAAUACCUAAUGGUAUAAAAGAUUAUCAUUCAAGUAUGAUAAAAACAUUCAUUAAAACUGGAAAAUCUAAAUUUUUUAGAAAUGUUUAAGAAGGUUUAAUUGCUAAAAAAGGGUUUUGUGAAGGAGUAAAUAUUGUGACAGAAAUUUUAUUUGAAAAAAACCAACUUAAUGCAUUAAUUUUAUUAUCCAUAUAAGAGGAAAAUUAAAUUAUAAUGAUUGUUGAUAAUUAAAAUAAAAUUGUUGGAUUAAGUGAAGAAUUUUUUGAAAUAGUUGGGGGAAGUUAAGAUUAAAUUGAAUUAAUUUAUGGAAUUCCAGUUGAUUAUGUAAUUCCUAAAUUUAAAUUUCAUGCUGAAGACAGUUAAGUUUAACAAUUAUAACUUAGAUUUUUAACAAAAUCAAAAUUAUUUGACUUUGUUACACUCCUUAUUCAUUAUAAGCAAAAAAGAAAUAUCUCAGAUCUUAUGGAUGGUUGUUGGUCAGAUUAAUUUAAUUUUGAUACUUAUACUACUCAUUGUUGUAUUUAAAAUAAUGACGAUAAAUAUUACAUAAUUAGAUUUAAUUAUUUAAAAAAUUCAACAAGAAGAGGAAGUUAAAGUGCUUCAAGAACUUUAACAUAAAAAUCUUAUUUUCAAUAAAAUGGUAACAAUCUUAGUGAAAUUGAAGUUGAUGAAUAAAUAGAAAUGUUAAUUCCUUAUGAAGAAUCUGAACCUAAAUACAUUAAUGAUAUUGUUAUUUUCUAGAGUCCAGAUUUGUUAUUAUCGAAUAGAGAAUCUCAUAAUAAUGAUGGUAUUGGAUUUUUAGUAGAGGAUUAGUUUCACGUUAAAAAUUCAUCUAGAUAAAAUGAAUCGCAAAACAAAACAUAUUAGCCAUUAUAAUCUCUACAGUAACAAUAAAAAUACUUUAUUGAAAAAUCGAAAAUAAAUAUAAAAUAUUCUAAAAGUAAGGAUGCCGAUUCUUAAGAUGUUUAAAUGGAAGGAUAAUCAUCUUAAGUUAGUUAAUUAAGUGGGUAAAAAAAGGCUUUUUAUUAUAAAAAAUACAUACUUUUAGAAAAGAUGCUACAAUCUCCAAAUACUAAUUAGGUUUAAAAAGUCUUAAUUUUUUUUAUUAUGUUACAAUUAGCUGUUUUUACAAUUUAAAUUUUAGUAUCCUUAAAUUCAAGUUCAACAACUUUUAAUUAGUAUUUAACAAAUAUAGAUCUUCUUUAAAUAAAAUAUUAUUUAUUUUAACCAGUAGAAUCAUUUAUUGUCACAAGAUAUACAAUAAUAAAUUAUAAUGCAUAAUAUUCAGCAAAAUCAAUAACAAAAAGUUAAUUAGAUAAAUAUUUAAUAUUUCCAAAUUCAAAUUUAAAUUUAGGAUUUGAUGAUGUUUAAUAGAAUUAAGCAGCAAUUUUAAAUAGAUUAACUUUAUAAGAGUUUUUAGGUUAAUAUUAUGAUUUUUACAUUUAUAUUAAAACUGAUAUAGGAGAACUUUAUAAUAUUACAAUGAGAUAAGCAUUAAGUAUUUUAAUUAAUUAUUAAUAUACUUUUAAAGCUGCUUAUAAAUAUGAUGGCAAAACUGUCUCAGAUUCACCUUAUAUUUUCUAUUCUUAUAGAAAUCUAUUAACUUUAUAUAAUUCUUUUGAUUUAUUAAAUUAAGAUUUAUAUCUUUAAACUAAUCUAACCAUUUAAUUAGAUAUUUCUAAAGAAUUAAAAUUAUUUUAUCCUUUUCUUAUUUUAAUAUUGAUAAUCGUAAGUUUUGAAAUCUUUUAUUUUUUAAAAAAUUAAGGAAGAAUUGCUUCUUUAUUAGGUUUUAUGACUUUUAAUGAAGUCUACUCAAUGGAAUAGGAUAUUGAUAGAUAUACUCAUUAUAUCGAUAGUAUAUCUAAGAAUAGCGAUUCAUUAUUUAAAUAUUAAUUUCACAUUGACAAAAAGGAAAAUUAAUUAAAAUUGUAGUAAAAAUAAUUAUAAGUUGAAACUUCAAUUAAAAGAUUAUAAUACUAAAAAAGAUUCCUUUCAAAUAAAUUCGGAUAUUGUUUGAUACUAAUUUAAUUUAUAAUUUUAAUCUCAUUCUCUAUAGCUAAAUAUUUUGUUAAUCUAAAUUAUUUUACUUCAUUUAAACCAACAGCUUAUUUUUAUUAAUAAAUUGCUGACCUUGGAACUAAUAUUCCUACAAUUUAUGCAAUGAGAGAAGUGCUUUACUACAGAUGGAGAUAUCCCUUUUACAAUGACGAUGAUUUAGAGACAAUUCUAAAUCAAAUAAUAGAUUGUUUAUCUUAAGUAUAAAAUGUUACUGGAUAUAUUUAAAGUCUUCAAAUGUAUAUAUAUAUAUUUAAUGAUUAUUUAUAGAAACUAAUAUUUGUUAAGUUAAGAUUUUAGUUAAUAUAUAUAAACCAUUUCAUCAUCAAACAUUUGUAACUUUUUAGAUGAUUCGAUGAAAGAGAAAUCUAUGGCUUUAUGUUCGAUAACUUUAGGCGGAAGUUUCCUAAAUGGUUUAACAGGAAGUCUUAUUUAUAUUUAUACUAAUAUUUAGAAUGAGAUGUAGAUUAAUAAAUUUUUAAAUAAAACUGAAGAUACUAGAAAUGAAUUAGAAGGAGCAUUCAUUAUUAGUCAAGUUAUAAAACAAAUUAAUACUUAUAUGAAAGCUGACUUAACAAAUCAAACAGAUAAUAUUUUAUCAAGCAUUAUAGUAAAAUAUAAUUUUCAUUUUAGUAUUUGUGUGUUUUCGCUUUGAGCUUUGUUGUAAUAUCCUUUAUUUUCUUGUUUUAUAUCAUUAAUCCUUUUCUUAAAAGAUAAUAUUAUAUUGCAAAGAGAUAUCUCUAUUUAUUACCUUAAUAGACAUUGUUUCUUGAUGACGCUUUUGAAAGAUUAGCCAGAUCUGUAAUGCAAGACUAAUAAAUUAUGGCAUGA
Molecule: messenger RNA, 4264 nt
Organism: Paramecium sonneborni
Lineage: Eukaryota; Ciliophora; Oligohymenophorea; Peniculida; Parameciidae
Source: the annotation of a GenBank genome assembly